Molecule: messenger RNA, 619 nt
Organism: Melitaea cinxia (Glanville fritillary)
Lineage: Eukaryota; Metazoa; Arthropoda; Insecta; Lepidoptera; Nymphalidae
Exons: 2
Coding region: 1-456 (151 amino acids)
Source: RefSeq, a predicted model, not a curated record
AUGGUCAAUUACAAGCGAGUUGUUUGCGAGGUGGCGCUGCUGUUGGCGUUACUGUCCCUCGCUUCAGCGGCUCCAGCUCCAGCUCCUGACUGCGAUCACGCUCAUUACGAUCAACGACAGAACGGAACAGAAAAUUAUCGUUUGAAUAUUGACGGCGUUGUUAUCGCCGUUGCACCAGCAGAUACUCUGCUUGAAGCAGCCUCAGAUCUUAGUGACUAUUUUGAUCAAUCGAAUCUUGAAGUGCUACUCAAACCUUCGUCUGAGCAGUCGUCAGUUAAACCUGGAGAUAGCUCGAAGCCUGAGUCGGAAAAACCCCUGAGUGAAGUCAGCCUAAAUUCAGAUUUGUCCGCCCAAAAAAAAGAUGCCUCAGCUAGAAAACAGGAGAAAGCUCAAAGGCUGAAACAUCGGCUUGCAAAUGCCAUAAUACCGUUGCUACGCAGAACACGCCAUCAAUAAAAUGAAAAUGUUAGAAAUAGUGACUAAUUUAAGUUAAUAAGUGAUACACAGUGCAUUUAUAUAUUUAAUUAAUUUAACUUAGUUGGUAAUUAAUAACCGUACGAUUGUAUGUGAAUUGUUUCGUUGAAAAUAAAUGAUAUAUUUUUAUUGAAAAACCCUUAAA